CUUUCUGCAUCAUAAGCCUGGGAAGGCAUAGACUCUUUAUGGGUGGAAAGGUAUAUAUGGGUUCGCUAUUUUUCGGUUAAUAUCAUUUACAUUUCACCACUAGUGGUCAAAACUGCACCAGCCAUGUUUCUUAAAUUGGAACUACUCUCCUGCCUCUUGGCCCUAACUCUAGCUCAACAUUACCAACCCCAAUACCGUCAAGCAAGUCAGUACCAACAACUACAGCCUCAAUACCAACAGCUGCAAUAUCAACAAGCUCAACAGCCACAAUACAAGCAAGUCCAGUACCAACAACAAGCCCCGCAGCAAGUUCGGUACCAGCAAGCUCCACAACAAGUUCAGUACCAACCCCAAGGACCUUUACCUACUGCCGCCCAAUACCCUGCUGGAGUGGACGCCUCUUCAUGUCCAGAUUAUCCUGACUGCUCCAACCCUUUGGUAACUUUACAGGCUGUAGCGAAAGCAUCUGAUCCUAAAUAUAUUGCCCAAGUAACUCCUUCCGCUCCACCAGUACCACCGAAACCAGAAUCUCAAUACUCUCCAGAAGUGCAACAAAAACUCGACCGUGGAGAAUAUAUUGGAGAUGGCGACUACCACGGUGAAGGAUUGGACGAAGCUUUGGCACCACAAGUCGCAGUUGGGGCACAGCAAUAUGGUUCUCAAUCCCAUGGCGCGGGCGCAGUUCAAUACCCAGCUCAAAUAGCUGCCUCCCAAUAUGCCUCUCAACCAGGCGCAGCCGUCCAGUACGCUCAACCAAGCGCAGGCGCCGGUCAUUAUCCAGCACAAAUAGCUGCAUCCCAAUAUGCUCAACCAAGUGCGGGAGCUGUACAAUAUCCAGCUCAACAAGCAGCAUCUCAAUAUUCCUCUAGCCCAAGAUACAUUACCUACCCCCAAGGGCUUACCGCAGCUAGAUUUUUGCCCGCUGGAGCUAAGUACAGUCAGCCUGCGCCUGUGCAGGAACGUAAUUAUAAUGCCUUAGGUGCUGGAUCUGAACCCGUGCCAGCUGUUGCGCAGCUGCCUGCUGGUGUGGAUGCCGAGGUGUGUCCUAAUUAUCCAUUCUGUAGCUAGAUAAUGUCUCUAUUUUCUAUGUGAUAUAUGUAUAUUUAUUGUAAUGAUUAGAUAAUAAAAAUGUUUUUAUUUUAA
Molecule: messenger RNA, 1143 nt
Organism: Anthonomus grandis grandis
Lineage: Eukaryota; Metazoa; Arthropoda; Insecta; Coleoptera; Curculionidae
Exons: 4
Coding region: 124-1068 (314 amino acids)
Molecular function (GO): structural constituent of cuticle
Source: RefSeq, a predicted model, not a curated record